CAGAAAAGAAGAAGGCUAAUGACGUCAUCUGGCAAAGGUGGUUCGCCCGUCCACCAAGAUGGCGGCCACGAUGUUGAGGUCGCUUACUAAACUGGGACGUCCUUCAACCAAAUUAAUAUUGAACAAAGGUGUAGUAGUCCCUGGCUGUAGUGUGCUGCAGAACAGGCAGAAACAAUGGCAGCCAGAUCCAGAAUGGAUGGAGCAUUACGCUGGCGCAGUGAUGUAUCCUACGGCUGAAAAUAAGAACUGGAAGCCCCCUCCAUGGAAUGACAAAGAUGCGCCUAUGGAGAAAGAAGUGUCCAACUUGACCAUCAACUUUGGCCCUCAGCACCCAGCUGCCCAUGGUGUGCUGCGGUUGGUGAUGGAGCUCAGUGGUGAGUCUGUCAAGAAAUGUGACCCUCACAUCGGCCUUCUGCACCGCGGCACGGAGAAGCUCAUUGAGUAUAAGACCUACCUGCAGGCCCUGCCGUACUUCGACCGUUUGGACUAUGUUUCCAUGAUGUGCAAUGAGCAGGCUUACUCCUUGGCUGUGGAGAAGCUUCUCAACAUCCAGGCCCCAGAGAGAGCACAGUGGAUUAGAGUUCUGUAUGGAGAGCUUACUCGCAUCCUCAACCACAUCAUGGCAGUCACUACACAUGCCCUGGACAUUGGCGCAAUGACUCCUUUCUUCUGGAUGUUUGAGGAACGAGAGAAGAUGUUUGAGUUUUAUGAGCGAGUGUCUGGAGCUAGAAUGCACGCUGCAUAUGUGCGGCCGGGCGGAGUUCAUCAGGAUUUGCCGCUGGGCCUGAUGGAUGACAUCUAUGAGUGGUGCAAGAAUUUCUCCCUCAGAAUUGAUGAAGUGGAGGAGAUGUUGACCAACAACCGCAUCUGGAAGAACCGCACCGUUGAUAUUGGUGUUGUCACAGCUGAGGAAGCGCUCAACUACGGAUUUAGUGGUGUGAUGCUCAGAGGCUCUGGGAUCAAGUGGGACCUGAGGAAGAGUCAGCCCUAUGACAAGUAUGCUGAGGUGGAGUUUGAUGUUCCUAUCGGAAGCAACGGAGAUUGUUAUGAUAGGUAUCUGUGCCGAGUAGAAGAGAUGAGGCAAUCUCUGAGGAUCAUGCUCCAGGCCCUCAACAAGAUGCCAGAGGGAGAGAUCAAGGUGGAUGAUGCCAAAGUGGCUCCUCCCAAGAGGUCUGAGAUGAAGAUGUCCAUGGAGUCCCUGAUUCACCACUUUAAACUGUACACGGAGGGUUACCAGGUUCCUCCUGGGGCUACUUACACGGCUGUGGAGGCGCCCAAGGGUGAGUUUGGUGUGUAUCUGGUGUCGGACGGUUCCAGCAGACCCUAUCGCUGCAAGAUCAAAGCUCCUGGCUUCGCUCAUUUGGCUGGUCUGGAUAAGAUGGCCCAAGGACACAUGCUCGCAGAUGUGGUGGCCAUUAUUGGUACACAGGACAUUGUGUUUGGUGAAGUCGACCGUUGACGUGAAGAUUCAUUGUCCUUUCUGCGUUUUGCUGUAGUGACUUGAGAUCAGCUGAUGUACAAUGCCUAAAAUCAUGCUAAUAAAUAUUUUAUCUCCUUCAA
Molecule: messenger RNA, 1560 nt
Organism: Synchiropus splendidus (mandarinfish)
Lineage: Eukaryota; Metazoa; Chordata; Actinopteri; Syngnathiformes; Callionymidae
Gene: ndufs2
Product: NADH:ubiquinone oxidoreductase core subunit S2
Exons: 14
Coding region: 59-1459 (466 amino acids)
Biological process (GO): mitochondrial electron transport, NADH to ubiquinone
Molecular function (GO): NADH dehydrogenase (ubiquinone) activity; quinone binding; NAD binding
Source: RefSeq, a predicted model, not a curated record